AUGCCUACCAAGCCCAUAAAUAUAAUUUUCCCUUUACUUACCUCAGGAAUUCCUCAAAUUUGUACUGCAAAAGCCCUUAAAUUUCUAACAGAGUUGACAAACAAGAGAAUUCAGCUGGGUUUCUGCUAAGCUGGUUGCUGAACUAGCUCUAUAGAGAACAGAAGGAAGCAAAAGAUAUUUUUGGGCAUUGUAGUUGGCAGCUUUAGAGAAGGAGAAAGAGAAUUUAAGAGAUUUGAGGGGGGUUUGGAUGAUUGGGGUGAUCGCUGUGUUCAGUUUUGUAGAGGGGCUUAGGUAUUAUUGGGAAUUUAAAAAGGGUUGUUAUAGAACUGUUACAGUUUUAUAGAACUUGUAUUUGGACGAAUGAUUGUUGUUCUUUUGUUGAAGUUGGUAUUCUUGGAAGGGAUGAGAGGGAUGAAAGAGAAGAGGCAGAGAAAGUGCUAGUAAGUACUAGUUGUUCAAAUUAUGAAGAAUUUCAAAUUUUCGAUAAAUUUUUCUUUUAACCCCAUACUCUCCCAAACACUUUCAAACCCUUCUUUCUCAUCCUCCCUUCCCUUCAAACUUCUUCCCCCCUCAUUUCCCCCUUCCCUCUUCAAAACCUCCUUCC
Molecule: messenger RNA, 604 nt
Organism: Moneuplotes crassus
Lineage: Eukaryota; Ciliophora; Spirotrichea; Euplotida; Euplotidae
Source: the annotation of a GenBank genome assembly